AAAUAAGAAGACACAGAGUCACCUGUCUUAAUAACGCACGCGGCCACAGCCCUAGUGGAAAGAUUUAUUUCUUUUUGUUGCACCAUGCUUACAAACUCCCGGCGGCGGACACAGCACAACGCAACUCCAAACAACUGCUGACAUUAAACAAUAGAAUUUCGGUCACGAAUCAGGGAGAACUACCUGUCGUCCCGACUCCAGCAAUCCAAACUGAGCUUCCGUGUAGAGCAGCUGGAGAGAGACGAAAAAACUAAUCGGAGCUUCGCAGUUUCGAGGCCCUGGAGAAAAGUAAUACAUGUAAACAUUUAAGUGUAACAAUUGUUUGUGACAAUGGCAUUUAAUUCAGGUGCAUUUACUCAAAGGAGCAUCCCAGUUGAGACUGAUGAGGCAUUUUCUGACGUUUAUGCAAGAUACAAAGAGGAAAAUAAGAUAACAGUAGCCAAUCAAAACCAGAAAGUAAGCACUGGACUAAAUGCUACUCAAAGAGAACUUUGUAGAUAUAACGGGCCAGACACACUGGAUGAGAAAUAUCAAAUUGCACAGAAACCACUUCUCUUUAACAUUGUAUGUAGUCAGGAACAAGCAUCUUGGAAUGCCACUGGUAAUCGCAAGUCUUCCUCACAACCACAUUCCCUGGAUCAAGUUCAGCUUUCAACUGGAGCAAAUUGUCCCGAGCAGUAUGUUGCUGCAUCUUUUACUGGCUAUACUUCUGCAGGUAAAUUUAUUUCUCAGCAAAUGGCAGAAAAUUCUCUUGUUGGUUCUGCUUUGUACCAGCCUCCAAGCAAUAGACCUCCUCUGGAACUGCCAAGUAAAGAUACAGGAUAUGGCUCCCAAGCUCAACAAGGCGAGAGUAGUCCCCAGCUGGAUCCUCCAUUGCCCUUGAUGUCAUUCGCCAGUUGUCAAAAUGAUGUUCAUUGCCAUAACCCUCCCAAUGGCCCAUUGGACUUUGGAUUUAAUAAAGGCUCCAUUCCAUUCUGUCAUUGUGGAGUCUUCAGACAAAAUCGCUUCAACCCUUGCCUCUUGUGUGAAGAAGAGAAAAGAAAUCGGUGUAACAUGCAUCAUGUAAAAGAGCAGGGCAUCAACAUAGCAAAUAUGGCUGACCGCUUACCUGCUAGAUAUAAUGACCAGCGCAUUCAGCAUACCAUUCAUGACGAGAAUAUUCAUGUUCCUUCUAACCACAAUGAAAGAUUCCAUGCUCCUGCAGUCAUGUCCCAGGUUAGAUUCAUGUCAUCUCCUCACCGUCCAUGGGGCGGCCAACAAGAAAACCAAGGCACUCUAAAGACAAUUAACCUGCCAGAGGAAUGCAGAAAGGUUUUUGUAACCUAUUCUGUCGAUACAAUUCAUGAAAUCAAAACUUUUGUGAAUUUUCUCAGAGUUAAUGGCUUUCAGACAGCAAUUGACAUGUUUGAAGUUGCUGUGAGAGGCAUUGACAUCAUCAAAUGGACAGAUGGUUACCUAAAAGAUAGUUCAGUGGUGAUUAUUGUGGCAGUCAGCCCAAAAUAUAAACAGGACACAGAAGACACAGACCCAGUGACGUUUUCAGAUGAACAUGGAUUGCACACUAGAUAUAUUCACAAAAUGAUGCAGAUAGAGUUUAUACAGCAAGGAAGCAUGAAUUUCAGAUUUGUACCAGUGCUUUUCCCAAAUGCAACUAAAGAGCAUGUCCCUGGUUGGCUUCAGAACACACAUAUCUACAGGUGGCCCAGGGAUGAGAAAAAACUUCUUCUCAGACUACUGAGAGAAGAGGAAUACAUAGCUCCUCCUGUUGGGAAACUGCCUACUCUUCAGAUUAUACCACUUUGAUCUGGCAGAGUUCAGCAGUAAUAGUUUACCAAUUUAAACAUUUCUCAGGAUUAUUUAUCUGAGAUUAAAUAAAUACUAUGAGGCACUUCUCUACAUUCUCAUUUGGCCUAUCCUAAGGAGGGACAGUGUGGCAACUUGCAGAGCUCUGUAGAGUAGGCUACCCUAUCGUUAGCAACUUCUUCCAACCCUUUCUGAAGCUCUAAGGCCAGUCAACAGAUAUAAUUCAUCUAGUGUAUUAUUUUCUCAGUGGGCCAUUUUUUUGUAUACCUACUGAAAGCAAGGUGAUCAGUAGGCGUCCUAACCAAUUAUCCAAAAUAUCUCAAUGGUUCCUCUCACUCCAGCAAAGCAGUAUUUCUACUUUGAAGUUUUCAUAGCUCAGUCAGGUUUACUUCAAAAAAGCUAUAUAGAAUUUCUAUGUGGACUCACCACCUACUGUAGAAGGUGAAGGAUGCAUGUUGAGAGCAAUGUUAAUUGGACAACAGACAAGAGUGUGAUAGAUUCAGAACUUAUUAUAGGAAAAUAAACUAUAAUAAUGGAAACACCAACAACAAGCCAAACUAUAGGUGGUUAAAUUACUACACAGCAAUAUUAGUGUGAAUAUGAUAUGGAAUGGUGUUAGGGGCAUCUAGAAUUCUCCAGGCACUAUCAGUCUACUGUAGAUGGUUGAGUUUUACACAGUUAAUAAUGAGACAGUACCAGAAAUUAUAUUUAUCUCAUCUUAUGUAAACUGGAAGAAAAUAGAAGAUUGGUAAAUAGUUUUUUUUUUUUGACUGCAGCUAGGUAUAGAAAUAAAGUGAAGAAUGGUUAAUCAUGCCAUGUUACGUUCUUUCACCACUGAGGCAUAUAAAAAUAACAAUAAAUUUUUUUCAUAUAGCACCUUUCCCAUUCUCAAUCUAAAUGCACUUCUUGCACAAGUGCAAAAACGGAUGAUUGUGUUUCCCGCAUAGCAUCUUGCCUAUAGAAUGGAACACUGUAAAUUUUCAAGUAGCUGUUCUUUUCUCACAUUUGGGACAGUUUUUAAGGUACAAACAUCUAGCAGCUGUUGGUGUUCUGUUCCUAUUCCUCAUGCCUUUACAUAUAAAUAACACCAUUUACAUGUAUGUUGUUUACUUAAUACAUUCUUAGUUGUUUCCAGUUUUUCUGUUCUCUAAUGUGUACAUUGCCACUUAAAUUGUUCUAAAUAAAUAUAUAUAUAUACAUAUUAAUCUAUCUGACCUAAUUACUAUAAUCAACAUUACUAUUUAAUUCCUUCCUCCAAAAAAUAGCUGUAUCUCUUAAUCAAAAUGUUCAUCUUUGCAUGAAAACAGUCUCUGUUAUGUACUAAUAAAAUAAAAUGGAUGCUUUUUGGUAAAAGGUUUUCAUCCCAGAGAUUAAGUUUUUUAAAAUUUAAAUUAAUGAUGCUACUGUUGUAUGUCUUUUCCUGCUCUUGUCUGUCUUUGUUAUCAAGUGGAAAUGUCAAUGUCAAUUUUGUGCUUAGGGAUGAAAAAUGACAAGCAUAGUGUAUUGAGGAAAAUAUUUUAUUCAUUCAGAUAGAAGUAAUGCUGCAUAUACAAGAGAUUUUUAAUGACCAUGAUCCUAACUAUCACAUCUCUUUUGAAUUUUGAAAUUAAGAAAAUGGCAUUUUUUGUUUUGAUUUGAAUGGCAGCAGAUCUUUUAAGGGAAAACAUCAAUGACUAGUCAGCCAUAGUAGGAUUUUAUAUACCUAACUGGCAAACAAUAUGUAACCAAAACAAAAAUUCAAAUUGAACCUAAAAGCCGUAAGCAGGCAAAAAGUCAAAAUCAAAACCUAAAACCAAAUAAAAAAAAAGAACCUGCUUGAGAAACAAGUUUUCUGUCCCAGAGUCUUUCCAUUUAGAAGUAAGGUGUAGAUGCUUUCUGAGCACACAAUGCCCAUGGGACCACAUCCCAUACUGUCACAUGCAUGUGUGCAGAGAGGCCAUGCCUCAUAGUGACACAUGCUGUUAUAGCAACUCAUUUCAAAAUGGCUACUCAUGAUGAAAUCAAAUGUAGAAACAGUAGAUAAAGAAAUGGUGGGAAAAAAUAAACAAGAAUCAAAGAUUUUUAGUGAAACAUGAUAGAUGCGAAUCUCAAAAUAUGAUAAUAUUCUUUGCAGUGUGAUGUGAGGCCAUGGCCAUUACCUGGCUGAGAUGCCAACUGCAUGGAAGGACCGGGGCAGAGAGUAUUGGCAGGGAAUACCUUCCCUGGGACGCUAGAGGGCAGCUCUCCUGGGUGGCUGUGGCACCAUGGAUUCCCGCAGGGUGUGCUGGGACUUGGAGUUUGGCACAGCUCUGUUGGGUUCCAUGGGGGCCUCCAGGGGGAAUGGCAGGGCCCUACUUUGGCCUCUCAUCACACCUGGGGAUGAUUCUCGGUCCAGUUAAUGAGCCACCUUGGACACUCCCGGGGCUAUCAUAAAAGGAGCUGCCUCACUCCAUUUGGGGAGCCAGAGUUGGGAGAAAGAAGACAAAGCUUGUCAGGAGGAGCAGAAUGGAGAGAAAGAGAAGAAGAAAUGUUUGUGUGCCAAACUGUAUUUAGUGCUUGUGAUUGUGCUGUACCAGUGGGAAACAGGUGAAGGUGUUUCCCACGGAAAGAAAAAGAAAAAUAAAUACUGUGUGUGCUUGCACUUGUGUUUAAUGUCUGUCUGUGUUGGGUUGUGGCUGCAGGUGUG
Messenger RNA from Polypterus senegalus (gray bichir), 4468 nucleotides. It is a transcript of the gene traf3ip2a, whose product is annotated as TRAF3 interacting protein 2a. The coding region runs from base 331 to 1803 and encodes 490 amino acids. NCBI's taxonomy places the organism in Eukaryota, Metazoa, Chordata, Cladistia, Polypteriformes, Polypteridae. Gene Ontology annotation, biological process: positive regulation of canonical NF-kappaB signal transduction; humoral immune response. The record is from RefSeq and is a predicted model, not a curated record. The transcript is spliced from 11 exons.